Cricetulus griseus (Chinese hamster) is the source of this 429-nucleotide messenger RNA. The record is from RefSeq and is a predicted model, not a curated record. NCBI's taxonomy places the organism in Eukaryota, Metazoa, Chordata, Mammalia, Rodentia, Cricetidae.
AUGCCCAGGUAUACUGAAGAUGUGCCUCAGAAGCUGCUGAGCCAUGGCACAAAGCCCUUCAGUCAGCAUGUGAGGAAGCAGUGUACCAGCAUCACUCCAGGGACUGUCCUGAUCAUCCUCACUGGACGCCACAGGGGCAAGAGGGUGGUUUUCCUGAAGCAGCUGGGCAGCGGCUUGCUACUUGUGACAGGACCUCUUGCCCUCAACAGAGUUCCUCUGCGAAGAACACACCAGAAAUUUGCCAUAGCCACCUCUACAAAAGUUGAUAUCAGCAAGGUUAAAAUGCCCAAACGCCUGACUGAUGCUUACUUCAAGCAGCAGCAGCUGAGCAAGCCCAGGCAUCAGGAGGGCGAGAUCUUCCACACAGAGGAGGAGAAAUAUGAGAUUACAGAGCAGCACAAGGCCAAUCAGAAAACGGUGGGCUGGUAG